AUGAGCAAUAAGCAGUUCAACAUUAUCUUUACCGAUGAGCAGAUCCUAGAGCACAAUGAGAGUGGUUCCAAACUUUGCUUUGGUGCUGGUGUUGGUCCCAGGCCUGACUUCAACGUGGUUGCCCACGCGGACAAAAUUACUAGUAACGUCACAGUCUCAUGGGUAGACAGGUUUAAAAUUUCCGCCACCAUGGACAAAUUUACAGACAGAGUUUCUAUGGCCAAGUUUAACAUUGUUACGGAUCCCGCAGACAUCAAGUUUGGCGAGGUCUAUACUCAACCCCCGACAUGGGUGAAUGGUAGAAUUUCGACUGCAACACUCCCGAAUAAUUCUUUCAAGUUCGUCAACGAUACUGAUAGGAGGGCCUCUGCAGUAGUCUUCAAGACUAUCAAUGGCAAGGAUUCGCCCUUCUACAUCAGCGCCUCGCCUAUAGACUCCAAAGCCAACGAACUUAUGACCCCCAGCUCUGUCGUUGCUCUCUGGUUCCAGAGGAAUGCCCAAGUUGGAACGAUGGUAUCGCUCAUGAAAGCAGAUAUCUCUAUUUUUGACCUAUCUUCUCGGAGUAGCGUCAACUUAAAAUGGAAUGGGGAUCACUUUGUCGAGAACAACUAA
Fusarium fujikuroi IMI 58289 is the source of this 612-nucleotide messenger RNA. RefSeq lists its product as uncharacterized. The coding region runs from base 1 to 612 and encodes 203 amino acids. Lineage: Eukaryota; Fungi; Ascomycota; Sordariomycetes; Hypocreales; Nectriaceae. The record is from RefSeq and is a predicted model, not a curated record. The transcript is spliced from 3 exons.